This is a messenger RNA of Besnoitia besnoiti, 1908 nucleotides long. Its product is annotated as kinesin motor domain-containing protein. Bases 1 to 1908 code for a protein of 635 amino acids. NCBI's taxonomy places the organism in Eukaryota, Apicomplexa, Conoidasida, Eucoccidiorida, Sarcocystidae. The transcript has a single exon. The record is from RefSeq and is a predicted model, not a curated record.
AUGCCUUCGUGGAGGAGAGAGCGGAAGCGCGAUGCCGCGUGCUGCGACAACGACGCCCUCUUCGCGAGCGCCGCUCCAGCGUCACUCUCUCCGAGGGCGGCUUCACACGGGGCUGGCGCUUCCACACACGACGCGCCUGACAGCCCUGCCCAAGCGCCGCAUCGUUUCGUUUCGACAGUUUGUUGUCCGCGGCGGACUUGGUCCGCUUCAGACGGCCGCGCGGCGGUCUCGCUGGCGGGUCGCGCCCUCGGAGAUGCCGCCGGAAUCGACGCGGGAGCAGAGUCUCGCCACGACGCCAGGCCCGCGGGCCGGACUGAAGCAGACAGGGCGAGUUCGGAGCGACCCGCGCCACAGGCCAGCACGUCAACAGGGGUUGCCCGCGAGGCCCUGGAGGCGAGAUUCGGGGGCGGGUCGACCGGCACGCUUCCGCGCCGACAGGCACUCGGGGUGAGUCGCCUCAUCAGGGGCCCCGGGGCGACGGUCGCGGCAGGUCGGACCGCCGGAAACCUGCCCGGGGGGCGAGGGCGUCUUCAGGCGCCGACGCCCGUGUCGAGCCGCGGCUCGAGUCUGAGAAGCCGCAGAGCUGGCGCGGGGGGCCGUGUGCCGCCGGCGAGCGGGGGCCUGAGCAAAAGACGCCACAAAGAGGAGGCGCUAGGGGAGGCGACAACGAACGUCACGACGCAAAGAGUCGGCCGCGGAGACCCCGCAGCUCCGCCAGCGGCAAGCGGCGAACAGCGUGGACGGAAGAGCCCCCGGUUUCGAAGAGUGGACGUGCGAGCUGCGCGUGCAGGUGCGAAAGCCGUCACGGAGCUUGACGCGCGGAUCGCUUCAGAGGCGGACGCAAAGAGUGAGCGCGCGGCGCUGUCGUGCUGCGCGGGUCAGACGGCCAAGGCCAAGAGUCCACGCGCGCUGGAGACGCGACCCCCUCUGUGCGACUUUGGCUGGCACGCGGGAGAACGGAAGCGCCGAAAGACGCGCGAUGCCUCGCAGACUCGCGGCAGUGAAGUCGCCUUCGUAGCACCGGCGGCGCCUGGCGGAAGCCCCGACGCCACUUCUGCUGAGUGCAGAAGCAAGCGGCUGCCAGGCGGUGGAGCUGUUUUGCUGGUGUGUGCGUCUUCAUGCGCGCGGCGCGAGGCGCCCGACUUUGGGGGGCCGUCUGCGCAGUCGAGUCCAAUGGGAACCGCUUCGAAAGAACGCGACCUCGAGGCGCCUACGACUUCGGAGGUCGGUGCAACGCGGGAACCCUCCGUUAUCUCAGAUACGUGGAGUCUGGCGUCGGACUCGAGCUGUUCAAAGCGUCUGCCGUCGCAGCGACCUGCGGGGGAAGCCGACUCAGCUGACCAGGCACCGCCUGCGCCUGUGGCGGGCAGCUCGUCCUCCAGCGCGCUGUGGGAGCGGCAUCCGCUCGCAGGCCCCUGGCUUCUGCAUCUGCGCCACCGAGACUCUGGGGCGCAUGCGGCCGCAGCUGCCCCUCGCCUCGACCUAGCUGCGGGAGGCAGCGGCAGCUGCAGGCCGGACAUUGGAAGCAGCAGCGUGCCUUCUGUCUGUUCGGGCAACGGCCGCAGCGAACCCUCUCGAGGACUGCCAGUGGCGGAGGCGUGUGCGCGCUCGAGGCGGCUCAGCGGGGCGGAAAACUCGACAGCACGAGCGAGCACGCUGCUUGGAGGGGCCGGGGUUGCACAAGGCACUGCGCUGAUCACGUUGGCGGUCGAUCCGAGCGUCGCCCACCGCAGCGUUGGCAAAGGACGCGCUUGCGAGGCCUCUGCUCGGAGGCAAGCCUCCUGCGAGGCGCCCCGCGGAGGAAGCACAGCCUUGAGCGGACGGCGAGGGAGCUACAGCAGCUUGACGGCAGCGCGAAAGCUGUGCAGCCCUUCGCAAGCAGCUCCACAAACCACGGCGCAGAGAUAG